Molecule: messenger RNA, 1661 nt
Organism: Acanthochromis polyacanthus (spiny chromis)
Lineage: Eukaryota; Metazoa; Chordata; Actinopteri; Pomacentridae
Product: YY1-associated factor 2-like
Exons: 3
Coding region: 518-946 (142 amino acids)
Biological process (GO): positive regulation of DNA-templated transcription
Cellular component (GO): nucleus
Molecular function (GO): transcription coregulator activity; DNA binding
Source: RefSeq, a predicted model, not a curated record
CGACAGGAGUUUCCACGACAGCUGAGUAGCAGCUAAAUGCGUUUUUUCACCUGUAACAUUGCUCCUUUUUCUACUCCUGUGAGGCCAAGUUUGUAAAUGGGAGACAAGAAGAGUCCCACGAGGUAAAAACUUCCGCUUCGUACGCUUGAACGGAGACUUUAGCGGCUCGCUGGCAAACAAGCAGCUCGGUGAAUGGAUGAAGUGUUUUAGUGAAGUGUUCAUGGCGGCUGGCUGCUGGUUUAAUGUGGGCAACAGCCUGUGUAACCUGGAAGCUCCGUCUGCUUCCACUGACCCGCUUCCGAGCAGGAAAUAUCUUCUCAAGUGUCGCCUCUCGCCCUCCGCGGUCGCUUUUAACCUCACAUGUAGUUUCCGGAAACUGUUCUCAUUGUAAAAUUGUCCGUGUGUGUUGUUUUGUUUCUGUGUGAAGGCCAAGCGGCAGUCCAAGCCCUUCGCCGACGAUGGGUACUGGGACUGCAGCGUCUGCACGUUCAGGAACAGCGCCGAGGCGUUCAAGUGCAUGAUGUGUGAUGUCAGAAAAGGGACGUCAACUCGAAAACCACGGCCUGUUUCUCAGCUGGUUGCACAGCAAGUAAAUCAGCAGUUCGCGUCACCAACACAGCCCAAAAAGGAGAAGAAAGAGAAAUCGGAGAAAGACAAAAGUGAAAAAGAAAUGACACUGAAAAAGAAAAGCCAUAAAAAGAUGAGGCCCAGGUUAAAAAACAUCGACAGGAGCAGCGCUCAGCACCUGGAGGUCACAGUUGGAGAUUUGACAGUAGUAAUCACAGACUUUAAGGAGAAAGCCAAACCCACGUCCACUUCAACAAGUGCUGCCUCAGCAGACCAACACAGUCAAAGCGGCUCAAGCUCUGAUAACACUGAACGAGGCGUCUCCAGAUGUUCUUCGCCCCGCGGUGAAGGCUCGUCACUUAACGGAGAGACUCACUAACAUUCAGGCCUUCACGCUCCCAGUCAGCACAACCCCUUCUUCUGCACUCUCAACAGCCUCAACCAGAGAUUAAACUCCAAAAUGCACGUUUUUGUUAAUAUUACCAUAAAUGCCAAUAUGAUAGCACUCGCUUCUCACUCCGGGUUGUAUUUUUCACAGCCUCUCCAUGAUGGUCAGGAAUUCAGGAGUCAGGACGUAUGCUGUACACUCAACACUCAGAGAACUGAUGCAGCAAACUUAUGAUGAACUGAAGAAAGGAACAGUAGCAUUAAAUCCUGGAUGUCGCGUGUUGUGGUAACUUGCGUUUCAACACCUCAGUGUUACGUCAGCAUCACGUUCAGCUGGUCGUUGCUGCACAGAAUACACGAUGCAUUGUGAAAGAAAUGUGAAGAAGUCAUCUCAGAAUUGUAGUUUAUCCUUGAAUUCAUUAUUUGCACUUAAUGGCAUCCUGUGUUCACUGUAGCAUUGUUUUACCAUUAUUUCCACUUUUGCCAUGAUCAGUAAUCUUAGCACUGUCGGUUACUGGCCUUAUCCAGAUCUCAUUUUACGCCAUUGGAUGCAAUAAUUGUUUAACUCUCUAACAUUUGAGGACAAAUAUGGAACAGUUAUUCUAAGUAUGCUUCACCUUCACUUGGUAGAGUUGAGCAUGAUUUAAUCUAUAGAAUGGUUUAUAUUGUAAAAUAAAGUUGAAUAAAAUAAGAUGUAGAUACAUGAA